CAUAUAUCAAAGAAAUGUUGCUAUUUAAAUAUACAUAUGUUCAAUAAAAAGAUAGAAUGUGAUAUAGUGAUUUAGUUAAAAAAACAUAUAUAAACCCAAGCAAUGAUAAGUGGUUAGAUAUAUAUGAAGGAUAAAGUAGAGGAUAAAUUUAUAAAUAUAGAUUGUCUUAUGCAUACUCAUUCCACGUAUACAUAUCACAUUCCAAUCAACAUCAGCUUGGUAAAAUCAACCUUGCAAAGCCAUUUUGGUUCUAGCUCGCACGAACUAGACAAAUUUGUUCACUGAAAUAAGUAUUUUAUAAGUUUAUGUACUAAAUUAUAUCUACCUAACAAGUAUUUUAGGAUGGACAAAGUAGCUAUUAAAAUGGGAACGCACGUUAGUUCGUGCUACAUUGACUGGAGUGCUCUGUUUUGGUACUAGAGCUGUAACAACAUUUUUUGUUUGUUAUCUUCUCCUUCCUUAUUAUAAGUUUAUCAUCUUGAGCUUCCAGUCCCUUGCAUUAAGAGUUGCAGGUCAAAGGAGCACCACCCAAGGAAAAGAAAUGGAAAAACAAUAGCGUCCACCAUUGCGACGAACUGAAUUUUCUUGCAGAGACCUCUAACUUGAUUAAAAGAGAUCCAUAUAACAGAAUUUCAAAUACAGUACUGUUUAAGGCUCCAUUAGUAAAAAUUCUAACUUUUCGACAAUACUGUCUAUCUUACCCUGUUCAGCGUUCACUACUCCAGUAGCUAACAUGCCAACAAAGCACAGAAUGAAGCUGAACGUGUCGUGAAAUUUCACUUUUGCACAGAUUUAUGUAUAAAAGUAAAUUUAUUUUAGGAUUGAGGGUGUAAUGAUCAAGUAUGUCCCUUGCAAGCGAGCAAGUACUGGCAACAUAGGUGUUCCUGGAUACUUUUAUAGCUUGAAAUUUAAGCAAGUCUGCACAGAUCUAUGGCCUAUGGGGACUGGAGUCAGCACUGUGAGAUCUCAAUACGCUGAUAGAAAUUUCACAUGGAUUCGGUCUCCAAGACUGAAAACAUCUAGGUGGGUACUAUAAAAUAGCCGUUUUGAUUGAUUCCUAAGUGAUCCAAAGCUUGAAUUCAUCUUAUAUUCUAUCUACCACACCAUCGAACAUGGUGUAGCUCACGGUAGUCCCAAUAAGUGUAGGAGUAUCAGUCAACUUUACAAUGGUGCAAAUUUUCAUACCUGGGCACCUCUUGCCCCCGUUUCCCUUCUACAAAUAGGUGAUGAUGCAAACUGGUUUACCAUGAUGCAGUAUAAGCUCUACUAUGCUCAUGGCUAAGGGAAAAAAUUCUCCACCAAAUCUCCAUGGCCCAAAUUACAUUCGAAAUGCAAGCGAUGUAUUUCCCUGCGGAAGAAAAACACUAGGAAUGAUGCUGCUCUCAGUGCUACUUGUGCUUGUUCUCUCAGCAUAUUCUCCUGAGCAGAUUUUCCUUUACCCUCCAAUGCCAGCACACAACUCUCAUCAGACGGCCAUCAACAGUCCUCAUGACAAUGCAAAAGCCUGCAAUCUGUUCAAUGGAACAUGGGUUAGGGAUUUUGGAGGCCCGAUUUACACUAACACAACAUGCCCAACGAUACCAGAGGCAAGGAACUGUGCAAAGUACGGAAAGCAAAUGGAUUAUGUAAACUGGAUGUGGAAACCGCAUGGUUGUGCCAUGGAAAAAUUCGAACCCCAUCUAUUCUUGACUAUUGUCAGAGGGAAGACAUUGGCUUUUGCUGGGGAUUCGAUUGCACGGAACCAGAUGGAAUCAUUGCUCUGUUUACUGUCUCAGGUAGAAGCACCAAUCAGAGUUAGUAGUGACACCAAAGAUAAAUUUGUCACCUGGAACUUCAGGUCUCAUAACUUUACUCAUGGUUCUUUGGACCAAAUUCAUAGUAGAAGAUUCUCAAAGACAAAUCAAUGGUACAAGGAUAACAUCACAAGCUUCAGUGUCCCUAUGGCUAUUCAGAGGGUAUUUCGAACAGCGCUAAAAAAUUUGAAAGAGAGCCAGGAGUGCAGAUUGCAAUUGACAGUGGUAAGAACAGCAACAUCAGCACAUUUUGAAAAUGGUUUGUGGAAUACUGGAGGAUCUUGCAAUAGAACUGAACCACUGAGAGAGGAAGCAAUGAUUGAUCAAACUGAAUGGGCAAUAAGAAAUGCACAGGUUGAAGAGGCUGAUAGAACAAAAAAGAACAACGGCAAGGGAGGGGUGAAAAUAGAGAUUAUAGAUAUAACCAAAGCUAUGUCAAUGAGGCCUGAUGCACACCCAGGACCAAUUGAUAUGUGGAAUGAGCUACUGCUUGCUGUGCUUAACAAAUAUAAGAACAGCUUGGAAGAUCAAUGA
Molecule: messenger RNA, 2327 nt
Organism: Oryza sativa Japonica Group (Japanese rice)
Lineage: Eukaryota; Viridiplantae; Streptophyta; Magnoliopsida; Poales; Poaceae
Source: RefSeq, a predicted model, not a curated record